Molecule: messenger RNA, 2897 nt
Organism: Synchiropus splendidus (mandarinfish)
Lineage: Eukaryota; Metazoa; Chordata; Actinopteri; Syngnathiformes; Callionymidae
Gene: enc3
Product: ectodermal-neural cortex 3
Exons: 4
Coding region: 211-1980 (589 amino acids)
Molecular function (GO): protein binding
Source: RefSeq, a predicted model, not a curated record
CCGAGCAAACUUUCUCCUCCGUUCCUCGCUUUUGAGAGGAUCCCAACACUAAACCCGACACAAAUGGCCCGAACGCAUUCCAGCACAACCGGACUCUGUACGAUUGCCAACUUGUGGAGUGGAUCGCGGGGAGUUUAACUUUUAAACUGCUGGACAAGUUGAAGCUGAAGAAUCCGGAUUAGCGUUGUUCCUUUUAAAGGGCGAGUCAAGAUGUCCGUCAGCAACCACGAAAACCGAAAGUCGCGCACAAGCUCUGGCUCCAUGAAUAUUCACCUCUUCCACAAGACGUCUCACGCCGACAGCCUGUUGACGCAGCUGAACCUGCUGCGGAAACGCAAAGUCUUCACAGAUGUGGUGUUGAAGGCUGGGAACCGGGCCUUCCCCUGCCACCGGGCGGUCCUGGCCUCUUGUAGUCGAUAUUUUGAGGCCAUGUUCAAUGGAGGUCUGAGGGAGAGUCGCGACGCCGAGGUCAACUUUCACGACUCGCUCCACCCUGAGGUUCUGGAGCUUCUGCUGGACUAUGCCUACUCAGCCAGAGUCAUCAUCAACGAGGAGAACGCAGAGUCGCUACUUGAGGCUGGCGACAUGCUUCAAUUCCACGACAUUCGAGAUGCUGCCUCAGAGUUUUUGGAAAAGAACCUUCAUCAGUCCAACUGUUUGGGGAUGAUGUUGCUAUCUGACGCUCACCAGUGUCAGAGGCUGUAUGAGCUGUCGUGGCGGAUGUGUUUAGCUAACUUUGCCACACUGUACAGAACAGAGGACUUCCUGAACCUUCCCAAAGACAAAGUUCAGGAGCUGAUUCUCAGUGAGGAGCUGGAGGUAGAGGACGAGAGUCUGGUGUAUGAGGCUGUCAUCGACUGGGUCAAGGCGGACAUGGAGCAGCGACACGGCGAGCUGCCGGAGCUGUUACGAUGUGUCCGCCUGGCGCUGCUCCCUGAGACGUACCUGCUGAAGAACGUUGCUUCUGAGGAGCUGGUCAUGUGCCACAAGGUGGGGCGGGAGAUUGUGGAGGACGCUGUGAGCUGUAAGAUGAGGAUCCUGCAGAACGACGGCAUUGUUACCGGGUUUUGCGCGAGGCCGAGGAAGGUCAGCCAAGCCCUGCUGCUGCUGGGCGGGCAGACGUUCAUGUGUGACAAAAUCUAUAUGAUCGACAACAACACCAAAGAGAUCAUCCCCAAAACAGACAUCCCCAGUCCGCGGAAGGAAUGUAGCGCCUGUGCCAUCGGCUGCAAGGUUUACGUGACUGGUGGUCGAGGCUCAGAGAACGGCGCCUCUAAAGAUGUCUGGGUCUACGACACGUUACACGACGAGUGGUCCAAAGCGGCGCCCAUGUUAGUGGCCCGAUUCGGACACGGUUCUGCAGAGCUGGACCACAUGCUGUACGUCGUCGGAGGACACACCUCUUUAGCAGGGUCCUUCCCAGCGUCCCCGUCUGUGUCCCUCAAGCAAGUGGAGCAGUACGACCCCCAGACCAAUAAAUGGACCCUAGUUGCUCCCCUCAGAGAAGGAGUGAGCAACGCAGCUGUCGUGGGAGCCAAAAACAAACUCUUCGCCUUUGGUGGAACCAGUGUGAACAGAGACAAGUACCCCAAAGUCCAGUGCUUUGACCCUUGCCAGAACCGCUGGUCAGUACCUGCAGCGUGUCCACAGCUGUGGCGCUACACAGCGGCCGCGGUAGUCGGCAACAAUGUGGUCGUGAUAGGGGGCGACACAGAAUUCUCAGCCAGCUCCGCCUACAGGUUCAACAGUGAAACGUAUCAGUGGUCCAAGUUCGGCGACGUGACGGCAAAGAGGAUCAGCUGCCACGCGGUGGCAUCAGGAAACAGACUGUAUGUAGUUGGUGGCUACUUUGGGGCGCAGAGGUGUAAGACACUGGACUGCUAUGACCCAUCAUCGGAUUCCUGGGACAGCGUGACCAGCGUGCCAUACUCCCUCAUCCCCACGGCCUUUGUCAGCACAUGGAAGUACCUCUCUGCCUAGAGGGCGCCCUCUGAUCUGCCUGAAAAGCAGCAGUGUGACAUCAUGAGGAAGAUGAAGAGGAACAGUGCCAGAUACAAGACUGUCAACUACAAUGUACAGAAGCUGCGGUAAUUCUUGUCUCAUGCGACCUCAGAGCCGGACUCGUCGCCGCGCCGCUCACGCUCCCCCCACUCGAGGCCAAUAAGCUGAAGUCUUCUACUCACCAUGAAUCUUAAAAAAAGCGUUGGGGUUCUGCUGUCAGGUGUCAUGCAGUGACAUCGCCGUCGGAGUGAAAUGGACCGUCUGUGUGCCAAAGGUUUGUGGAAGGAGGGAAAACAUUUGGGAAGUGUAUCAUUUGCUGCACAAAAAAAUGAUCUUCCUGUCUGUAUUUUUGGAGUUUGGACUUGGGCUUCCCUCAAUUUUGGUGAGCUAAAUGCAUCUCUUCCUCCUCAAACCAAAACACAAUGUUUCAGACGCGAGUUGUGACUAAAGAAGGUAUUUUUCUGUUUUAAGCUCUUUACUGUUGUGUCUCAGGGUUUUGUACAGUCGUGUUUCUGUGAACGGACGAUUUUGUGAUGUACACUUUUAUACAUUUUCCAUUUUGUGGUGUCUUAAUUGUGUUUGCUGUAAAUUACUGACAUUCAGGGCGGAGGAACCAAGCGAUGCCCAGGACUGUGUAGCCACGUUCUUCUUAACUCACCAUCUCAAGCGGAAGUCUUAUUUGUGUAGGAUCUUUGUCUUCUGAAGUUUUUGAUUUGCACAAUUUGAACUGAGGAUGGUCUAAAUCUUAAAGCUAGUGCGACUAAUCGAGCCUUUUUGUAGCAGAAUUACUACUCAAAUCACUUCUCUCUUUGUUUCUAGUGUGUAGAAGUCUGUGUUGCUGGAUUGUAAAAGCUAUUUCUGACUGACUGUUACUUCUACUCAUCAAAUAAAUAUUA